AUGCCUAGAAAUUACUUCACAACUGUCAUGUUUCCUAAUAAGGGUGUCAAGAUCAACAUUACUCCCACUCAGCUGCAGCUCGUUUUCUUGAGAGGCCCUCCAGACAAGGAGUAUGAGAAUUGGGCGGCCGCGAAUCUGCGCGUCCGGAUGGAGAAGAGCAACCUCAUGGAGGGUUGGACGCCCGCCGAACCGCGUUGUUAG
This is a messenger RNA of Fusarium poae, 201 nucleotides long. RefSeq lists its product as uncharacterized. The transcript is spliced from 2 exons. NCBI's taxonomy places the organism in Eukaryota, Fungi, Ascomycota, Sordariomycetes, Hypocreales, Nectriaceae. The coding region runs from base 1 to 201 and encodes 66 amino acids. The record is from RefSeq and is a predicted model, not a curated record.